UUAAACAUAAUAUUUCAGAAAUUACAUUUAAUAAAAUUCUUAAAGCUCUAGAAAUUUCUGAAAUAUCUCUUUUUAAACUUCAUAAGCUUCUUAAAGAUAUAGUUUCAUUAAAACUAAUUCUUAUAAAUUAUUGUAUUAAUUCAUGUGUAGCAUUCACUAAUUGUGCAAAAACUUUUUCUUAUCAACAUAAUUAUACUUCAACUUAUGAAUAUACUAUUGGUAAUCAAAUAGAAGAUAUUUUUGAUGGAUAUCAUUAUAAAAAUUUAGUUUCUUCUGAAUUUUUUUCAGAUCAUCAAGAUAUUGCAUUAAUAGCAUCAACUGAUGGAUAUCAAAAUUUUCAUUAA
Molecule: messenger RNA, 344 nt
Organism: Funneliformis caledonium
Lineage: Eukaryota; Fungi; Glomeromycota; Glomeromycetes; Glomerales; Glomeraceae
Source: the annotation of a GenBank genome assembly